Messenger RNA from Boleophthalmus pectinirostris (great blue-spotted mudskipper), 6619 nucleotides. It is a transcript of the gene rxrba, whose product is annotated as retinoid x receptor, beta a. Gene Ontology annotation, biological process: response to retinoic acid; anatomical structure development; cell differentiation. Gene Ontology annotation, cellular component: nucleus; RNA polymerase II transcription regulator complex. Lineage: Eukaryota; Metazoa; Chordata; Actinopteri; Gobiiformes; Gobiidae. The transcript is spliced from 13 exons. The record is from RefSeq and is a predicted model, not a curated record. The coding region runs from base 367 to 1776 and encodes 469 amino acids. Gene Ontology annotation, molecular function: nuclear steroid receptor activity; retinoic acid-responsive element binding; nuclear receptor activity.
UCUCCCUCACACAGGGACAUGCGAGCAUAACGUGACGCCUGUGUCUCCAGAGUUCACGAAGCAAAGUGCAAAGUGAUGGUUCACAGUAAAUAUGAAUCUGUACUAAGCCAUAUCUUCUACCGUGAUCAUGUUUUCAUCCAUCCAGGGGAGGGAGGGCUGACUACGAAGCAAAGCGGGGGGAGAGGCAGACAGGGCCUGGUCGCCACAUCCUUUUCAUGCGAAGAAUCGGAACUGCAGAAACAGCCAUUUUUGGUUUCCCAAAACAGCUCAGGCCCGGGCCUCAGUCCGCGGUCUAGAGUUUGACUACGGGCUGCUCCAAACGGAGGUAUCUUGGUGUGAAGUUAUCGUCUCGUCCCAUCCACCAUCAUGGGAGACAGCAGAGAUUCCCGCAGCCCGGACAGUUCGUCUGUGUCCUCCCCUCCCUCGGGCCAGCGUUCCCCUCCCCUGGUGCCCUCAGCCGCCUCCAUGACCUCUCUACCUCCCAUCACCAGUGCAGGAGUCAACAGCCCCAUCAGCAGCAUCGGCUCCCCCUUCUCUGUUAUCAGCUCCUCUCUGGGCUCCCCCUGCCUCCCUGGAACACCCUCAGUGGGCUAUGGACCCAUUAGCAGCCCACAGAUCAACUCCACAGUGUCCAUGUCAGGGCUCCAUGCAGUCAGCAGCUCAGAUGAUGUGAAACCUCCUUUAGGAUUGAAGCAGCUGUCCGCUCACAGUCCUGGUCCAAUGCUGUCCCAGAAACGCCUGUGCUCUAUCUGCGGAGACAGAUCCUCUGGUAAGCACUAUGGAGUCUACAGCUGUGAAGGUUGUAAAGGUUUUUUCAAGCGGACGGUGCGCAAGGACUUGACCUACACUUGCCGGGACAAUAAAGACUGUAUGGUGGACAAAAGACAGAGGAAUCGCUGCCAGUACUGUCGCUAUCAGAAGUGCUUGGCCAUGGGCAUGAAGAGAGAAGUGGCCGAGAUGAACGUCAGAUCUGUCCAAGAGGAGAGGCAGAGGAACAAGGAGAAGGAGGGAGAGGUGGAGUCGACCAGUGCAGUGAAUGAGGAGAUGCCCGUGGAGAAGAUUUUGGAGGCAGAGAUGGCUGUAGAGCAGAAGACAGAGCUCCAUGCAGACGGCAGCUCAGGAGGCAGCUCACCCAAUGACCCUGUUACCAACAUCUGUCAGGCAGCAGAUAAGCAGCUUUUCACUUUGGUGGAGUGGGCCAAGAGGAUUCCCCAUUUUUCUGAGCUUCCCCUGGAUGACCAAGUCAUUCUACUCCGUGCAGGUUGGAAUGAGCUCCUGAUUGCGUCCUUCUCUCAUCGCUCCAUCUCAGUGAAAGAUGGGAUUUUACUGGCCACCGGGCUGCACGUGCACAGAAACAGUGCUCACAGUGCAGGAGUCGGAGCCAUCUUUGACAGGCCGCACAAUGCUGAGGUUGGGGCCAUAUUUGAAAGAGUUUUGACUGAGCUCGUGAGUAAGAUGAGAGACAUGCAAAUGGACAAGACGGAACUGGGUUGCCUUCGAGCCAUUAUACUUUUCAAUCCGGAUGCCAAGGGUUUGUCAAAUCCGAGUGAGGUGGAGCUACUAAGAGAGCGGGUGUACGCAUCUCUAGAGGCUUACUGCAAACAUAAGUAUCCUGACCAGCAGGGCAGGUUUGCAAAGCUGCUCCUCCGGCUUCCAGCACUACGCUCCAUCGGCCUGAAGUGCCUGGAGCAUUUGUUCUUCUUCAAACUCAUUGGGGACACGCCUAUUGACACUUUCCUGAUGGAGAUGCUGGAGGCCCCUCACCAGCUCACCUAGAGGUCCCAGGUUUGGUCCAGUCGUCCGGAUUUGAUUCAGACCAGGAUUCAGACCAGCAUCCAUCACAUAGUGUUGGCUGCUAGCUGCCUCUGUAGGGCUUUUACUUUGAAACCACACAAAACACAACUCUCACUGGACAAAUAUUCAGACACACGCACUAAUAACAGCAGGUCCACACUUCACUAAACUGAUAGAGUAACACAAAUGUACACUUAGUAACUCAAACUAAUACCCCCUCACUCCCUCGGUGUAGUCUUCAGGAUAAAUCUUUCAUCUUCAGAAAUGUCUUAAUUUUCAACCUACACGUUCUAGUCCACUGUGGGAUUUGCAUCUGCAUAGCUAAUAUACUUACCCUUUUUUACAUGGAUCGGUUACAGUGAUACAUGCACCUUUUUAUAGUAUGCCCCUAGUUAUUUAAUUAAAAUAAUUUAUAUUGCAUUUCAAUAAAUUUUUCACCAUAAAACUGGCACAGAAAACUGCAUAUUCAGUGGUGUGUCCUGUAAUGUCAAACAAACACACCUCAGUGAAUUCAUUCAAUUUGGUAUUUUAAUAUUUUGUGCAUUUUAAAUAUGAUAUUGAAACUUGUCUGAGUUUCUAUUUUGAAGUACUGUACUCAUGAAAUGAGAGCUUUUUUCAAGGCAUUGAUAUCCAGGAACAGUGGGCUGGGAACACAAUCUUGAAUAGACUGGUUGCGUCCCUCCCACCCUGAUGCGCACAGCGGCUUUGUAAGGCAAGAAGAAUGACUUGAAUCAUUUUGUUUUAUUUUUUAUUUGUUAUUGAUCCUCUUCCUUCUUUGGCAUUUUAAACCAUGUGAGGCUGACAAGAAGUACACCUCAUGCCCAUAUAAUCCCUGCUCCUCUAAAUUUCCCCUUUGCUGGUGGUCAUUAUGCACUUUUGUGAAUUGUAUCUGUGUAAAUGUUCCUGUUUCCCAACAAAUGACCCUCUUUAUAACUUUGAUGGUAAUAUGUGUAGGGCCUUCUAAUGGAUGCAUCCUAGGAUUUUACAGUGGCCACAAUUUUUAACAGAAAACCAAUCUUCUUAUUCUUUCAAAGAUGUAGCCUUCCAAAAAUGACAACCUUAAGAAAAGAUUGCACAUUUAAUAUAACUUGGUCAGCAAUAAAAAAUAAAUACAUUUUAAUGUAGUAAGUGUGGCUUAAAAGCAAUGAAUGCUACUAAUUGAAAAUCCUACACGUAUUACCUACAACAUAUAUUCCCUCUGUACUGUUUCAGUGCUCGCAAUGUACAGUCAUUGUAAAUAAUUACAAAAUCACCAGAAUCAUGUGAAAACAAAGGUCUGUCCACAAUCACAUUGUUAUAAAAGAAACUGAUGGGUCAAACCACAAAUUUAAACAGUUUUUACUGAACUCCCAUGUGACUGAGCCCAGGGCCAAACCACGUCUCAUUGCUACAUUUGCACCAACACAGGUCAAUUUUCCCUUUUGGUAGGUUUGUUUUUUUAACUGCUCAGCUAGACAUGUUUUGACGAUAGCACUUAAAAUUUACUGAAAAAUAGCAUGAAGAUUGUGUGAUAUCCAUUCUAAAGUUGUGUGAUAGUCAUUCUACAGUUGGAUAUCAACAUUUCAGAUUUUGUCCAGUUAAGUAUUUACUAUAAACCAUGUCCAAACAGGUACUCUGGUGGAGUGCCACCUGCUUGUCUUUGUGGAGAUAAAAUUGCUUGGUCUGGAUUGUGCCACUUUUUGGCAGUAAACUUAUCUAUUCUGCAUUUAUUCAUUUAUAGGUGUUUAAUUGGUCACCUUCACCUAGUGGUGUCACUUGUUUGUCUCCAUGGAGAGAGAUAUGAUUAAUGCCAUAUUGUGGAACAUUCCAGGCAAGGCAAUAACAUCUCUCCAUGGUGACAUGCAGGUGGCUGACAUGGCAAGGUUGCUGACAUCCUUCACCAGAGGAAUUACAUAGAGAUAGAAAUUGUGUUUAAUUUCUGUACAUUCAAACAGGUACACGUCUUUUAAACGUGUAGGUAUCGUAGUUUAUUUCAGCCCCAUUGGUAGUUCCAACAUUGAAUAAGAGUGUUGCACAUCUUUUACAUAGUCAUUCUACAAUUGAGAGGUACAUAUGUCUCUCUUUCAGGUGCUAAAGCAAAAGUGCACAUUUACAUCAAUGCAAAAACAAUAUGCAACUCUUCAGACAAAUCAUCAGUCAUUUUACCUUUUCUCAAAAUGUAGAUUUCAUUGAGUAUGUGUGGUUUUGAUCCCUGUCUCUCCUAUGUACUUUCCUAACACCAGCGAAGUGCUUGUGUAUUAUUUAAAUCUUUUAUUCUUCCAGAUUUUAAUAUUUUGUAUUGGGGAAAAAGGCAAUUGGCAGAUUAAAGAUUUUUGAUAAGACGAUGAGCUUCCUACAGAAUAGUCAAAUAGAUUAUUUGAUGAGAUAUUAAUUAAGAAUGAUGCCAUCAAACUAAAGAUAUGUUAUUUAGUUGAGACCCAGAUUGUGAAAAUAUUUUCCAAAUUAACAAAAUCACAUUAUUUAAAGUUUUUGACAUUUGAUACUUGAGUACUGGAACACUCAGCUGGAUUUCACAGUCUUAUAACAGGAUUAAGCUGUUUUACACACUUGCAGUCAUAGGGUUGGCACUUGCUUGUUUGCUUUGAUAGCUACAGCCAUUUGGGAUUUUUAAAGGUGCACUACGUACAUUUUCUGGUGGAGAAUCUGCCACUCUGCUUGUCUCCAUGGAGCGAUUAUUGCUUUGCUUUGAAUGUUACACAAUAUGGUAUUAAACUCAAUUACAGGCAUUUGUGUUGCUAAUGAAAAUACAUAAAAACAUGCAUUCUUGCUGUGAGCAGGCUUGCCAAUGAUGGAGUCAGGUGGCAGACCCUCCUCAAGAAAAGUUAUGUAGAGCACCUUUAAAGACGUUUGGCAAGUCAACAUGCUGCCUGAUGAGCUCAGAAUAGUAGUUUGAUUGCAUGCUUUUGUGAAGAACAUAACCCGAUUUGUUGACUGCUCAGAAUCUCUGUUGCCAGUUUUAGAGCUUCUUCUGUUGUUUUAAUGGGACUGGUGCAUUAUCUUUAAUGUGGGAGGGCAAUUAAAACAGGCCUAGAAGCAACUACCAAAUCUCAUGGUAUGCACAGAAUUUUCUAAGUGUAUUAUUUGCCAGUCGAACUGUAAACUUACCCCUUCACUGUUGCUUCCAGGUUUUGCUAAGCCUCUCUUGUAUUUAUUUAGCAUUUGCUCAGAGCUCGGCCCGUGUCAGUAAAAGGUACAGAAGCAGAAAAGUUACACAGUUGUUUGAGGUUUUGUACACCACUUUAGUGAGUGGAUGAUUAGAAAGGGCUCAUGGUAUUUUAUUGUAGUUUGUGUAGUGCGUAGUCUGUCUAUAGCUGCUCUUUACUGUGGCUGUGAUUGGCAAAAGGUUUGGCCGUUCUGUUCUGAUCGGUAGAAUUUCUUAAAUCCAGAACGAAUGCACAGAGGAAUAAGAGCCAGCCUAUAGUGGAGUUUGUAUUUUGGAUGUUAUCUGCAGCCUACUAUCUACUUAGGCGCAAUCUCAGCAGCUUUACCCUCACUUUAACUUUUUGGCUUAUUGACCUGGCUGAGAGGAAAUUAACACAAAGAAUAAGCCUAUAACUCUUGUACUGUUUGAAUCAAGGGACAUUGUCUCUUAUGGCUUCACUUGAAGGCCGAGCCCAACAUUUUGGUUGCCGGUGGCGACAGUUGGAUUGCUCAUUGAUGCCUCAAAAUGUUUGUUGUUGCGAUUGUGUGCACUCAAGGCAGACACAUGCUGUGACCUUCGACUGCGGAGCAGUAUGCCGUUAGCCUCUUUGUUACAUUUUGAAUAUUCUUGUUUUUGAGCGUUUAGAUUAAACAAAUGCUAUUUUAUAAAGGAUCGCAGCCUGUGAAUAAUUGCUCACCUUAAAUGUUACAAAAUCACCUGGUUCUCUGCUGAACAUUCAAAGGCCUCAAAAACAUUAUCUCCACUGGUUUAUUCAUCACUGCCAAAAUGUUUAUUCAAAUGGCCUUUUCAAGCAGCCACUGAAACUCCAGUACUUUGGCACGUGUGUUAUUAUUGUACUGCACAUCAUUUCUGAGUGUGCAGUGCAUAGGCUGUAUGGUGCAGUGGUGAAAAGGUGCCCUAACAUGAUCGGACUAACAGACGAUUGAAGGCUGGGUGUAGGAUGACCCCCUGUGUGACCCCUCAGUCAAGACGCUGUGCAGUUAUGGUCUUUAUGGGUCUAAAAAUCUUGAUAAUCGUUCUAUUAGAAACACAGAGAAGGCGCCAUGGAGAAGGUCUGGAGGUGGAUCUGGCUAAGUGCUUUAAUUUGGUGUUUGCUGUUGACUGGGUGGGUUCAGUGACAGCUCUGCAGCACAGUGUCCUUUGGUGACCCCUGUUGGACAGUGGAGUGAUUCAAAAUAAAGAGUGCCACCAUCUGUUAAAGACUGGUCUUUUUAAGGAUGAGACUGAUGCUGAAGUUGGAGGUUUUUUAGAAACUGUAAAAAAACUGGUUGGGUUUUACUCUGAUUAGUUUAAGGAGAAAAAUGAAAAAGUAGAUCGUGAUUCUUCCUUAAAUGUUUACUUUGCGGUAAAUAAAUUCACACUGUUUUCUAUGUGUCUUGUUUCCUGUCUACUCCGACUAUUCUAUUUAUCUUUUGUUUAUUACAAAGUAUUAAACAAAUACAAAGCUGUAAAAUCAGAAUUGACUCUUGUCUCUUGUCUCUGUUGUCUUUUUGUUCCUGUCUGUCCUUUGUCCUAUUUGUAUUCUCCAUAAAACACAUGGAGCUGAUUGUUUUCUGCUCUGGGGGAUUGAGAGAAGAAAAUUAUCAAUCAUUUUUCAGUCAUUAAAUCUAAAUCUUGCCUCUGUUUGUUGUAUUAUGUCUGAGUAAAGGUUUUAAUACUGUA